Marchantia polymorpha subsp. ruderalis is the source of this 7044-nucleotide messenger RNA. NCBI's taxonomy places the organism in Eukaryota, Viridiplantae, Streptophyta, Marchantiopsida, Marchantiales, Marchantiaceae. The record is from the annotation of a GenBank genome assembly.
GUCAAAAACCCCGAAGCUCUCUGCAGCGCGAAGGACUUGCCCUAAACCCUAAACAAUCCAGUCGUGGUUCUCCCCGUCGAGUAUCGAUUUGGGCUCGGACGUGAGCGUCUGGCAGGAUCGAUGAAUGGCCCGAGAUUCGUCGGGAUCGAUUUGUCGGUCGAGACUGGAUUGUUCGUUCGUGGGCUGUAGGUGCCGUCGAGGGAGGGAGGGCGAGGGUUUACAGGUCGGAACGACUGCGGGAUUGAGAAAGAUAGAAAAGUAAUCUGGCGAGGAGGUGAAAUUCUGGAAUUUGAGGAGAGGGUCGAAAGAUGGCUCACCUCGGAGGAGGAGCAGAAGCGCAUGCGCGGUUUAAGCAGUAUGAAUAUAGGGCUAAUUCGUCACUCGUGCUCACCACUGACACGAGGCCCCGAGACACCCAUGAACCCACAGGUGAGCCUGAGAGUUUGUGGGGAAAGAUCGAUCCGAAGUCUUUCGGCGAUCGUGUUUAUCACGGACGACCCCAGGAGCUAGAGGAAAAGCUCACCAAGGCGAAGAAGAAAAGGGCCGCGAAGGAGAAGGAAAAAUCGUUCGUAGAUGUUCCCAAGAAGGCCAGCAAGAGACAGCGGGCCUCGCAGGAUGAGAGCGUGUUUUCCAUCGUCGAUGAUGGGAUGUACAGACCGAAGACCAAAGAGACGAGAGCUGCGUACGAAGCUCUUCUUAGCACUAUACAGCUCCAGUUUGGCGAUCAACCGCAGGAUAUCCUGAGAGGGGCAGCGGACGAGGUGUUAGCUGUUUUGAAGAAUGACAAGUUCAAGGACCCAGACAAGAAGAAGGAAAUCGAGAAACUUUUGAACACUAUGUCCCAGGAGCGAUUUACGCAGCUUGUUUCCAUAGGAAAGCUGAUAAGUGACUACCACGAAGCGGGGGAGGGAGUCGUGGGUGGAGCCGGCGAGGCUCUAGAUGAUGACAUUGGUGUUGCCGUGGAGUUCGAGGAGGAAGAAGAGGAAGAAGAGAGUGAUUUAGAUGAAGUUCAAGAGGAGAGUGACGGAGAGGAUGAUGGGCAGGAAACGCACGAGAACAAGGGUAUGCAGAUGGGAGGGAUCGACGACGAAGAGAUGGAGGAAGCCGAUGAGGGGUUGAAUGUACAGGAUAUUGACGCAUACUGGCUGCAGAGGAAGAUCUCUCAAGCAUAUGGAGACAUUGAUCCUCAGCAGAGUCAGAAGCUUGCCGAGGAAGUUUUGAAGUAUCUCGCAGAAGGAGAUGACAGAGAUGUAGAAAAUAGGCUGGUCAUGCUUCUAGAUUAUGAUAAAUUCGAUUUAAUCAAGCUCCUCUUGAGAAACAGGCUGAAAGUAGUUUGGUGCACUCGACUAGCCAGGGCCGAAGACGACGAAGCCAAAAAGAAGAUAGAAGAAGAUAUGAGCGAUGAAGGACCUGCUAUGGCAGCCAUUCUUGAGCAGCUUCAUGCCACUAGGGCAACUGCGAAGGAGAGACAGAAAAAUUUAGAAAGAAGUAUUCGAGAGGAGGCCAGGAAGUUGAGAGAUGGAGAGGUCAGUGGGGAGGGCGACAAAGGCAGAAGGUCUGAAACAUAUGGAGCUUCGGAGGGUGGCUGGUUGAAAGGGCAGCGCCAGCUAUUGGACCUGGAACAGCUUUCCUUUCAUCAAGGAGGUUUCCUCAUGGCCAACAAGAGAUGUGAACUUCCUUCGGGUUCCUUCAGAACAGCGAAGAAGGGUUAUGAAGAGGUGCAUGUUCCCGCUCUCAAGGCUAAGCCUUUUGCAGAUGGCGAGGAAUUAGUGAGAAUUGCCGACAUGCCGGAAUGGGCACAACCAGCUUAUGCUGGAAUGACAACCCUGAAUAGGGUACAGAGUAAGGUGUAUGAAACUGCGUUGUUUACGCACGAGAAUCUCCUACUUUGCGCUCCAACAGGAGCUGGUAAGACGAACGUGGCCAUGUUAGCUAUACUGCAUGAAAUUGGAUUGAAAAGGCGAGAAGAUGGCUCCAUCGACUUGAAUGGAUUCAAGAUAGUGUACGUUGCUCCCAUGAAGGCUCUUGUUGCCGAAAUGGUGGGAAAUUUAUCCAACAGGUUGAAGGACUUCGGAGUCUCCGUGAAGGAACUCACUGGUGAUCAAACUCUUUCUCGACAGCAAAUCGAGGAAACUCAGAUUAUCGUCACCACGCCAGAGAAGUGGGACAUUAUCACUCGAAAGUCAGGAGACAGGACUUACACACAGAUGGUAAAGCUUUUAAUUAUUGAUGAGAUUCACCUACUGCACGACAACCGUGGCCCUGUUUUGGAGAGCAUUGUCGCGAGAACUGUGAGGCAGAUCGAGACCACACAAGAUCCCAUUCGGUUGGUGGGUCUGUCUGCCACUUUGCCAAAUUAUGAUGAUGUCGCAAUUUUUUUGCGGGUAGAUAAGACCAAAGGACUCUUUCACUUCGACAACAGCUAUCGGCCUUGCCCUCUGGCUCAACAGUAUAUUGGAAUCACUGUGCGCAAGCCUUUGCAGCGGUUUCAGUUGAUGAACGAAAUCUGCUACGAGAAAGUAAUGGAGGCUGCUGGCAAGCAUCAGAUACUGAUAUUUGUACAUUCUAGAAAAGAGACUGCCAAAACUGCCCGAGCCAUUCGAGAUGCUGCCCUUAGCAACGACACGCUAGGACGAUUCCUGAAGGAGGACAGUGCAAGCAGGGAAAUUUUGCAGACCGAAACUGAAGCAGUGAAGAGUACUGAUCUUAGAGAACUGCUUCCUUACGGUUUCGCAAUACAUCACGCUGGUAUGGCAAGACAAGAUCGUACUCUCGUGGAAGAUCUUUUUGCAGAUGGCCACAUUCAAGUUCUUGUCUCUACCGCCACAUUAGCCUGGGGUGUGAAUCUUCCUGCACACACCGUGAUCAUCAAAGGAACGCAGAUUUACAAUCCUGAGAAAGGAUCUUGGACGGAAUUAAGUCCUUUGGAUGUUAUGCAGAUGCUAGGUCGUGCUGGUAGGCCACAGUACGAUACCAACGGACUGGGUAUUAUAAUCACUGGUCAUCCCGAGUUGCAAUACUACUUGUCGCUCAUGAAUCAGCAACUUCCUAUUGAAAGUCAGUAUAUCUCCAAGCUGGCUGAUAAUCUGAACGCUGAAAUUGUGCUCGGAAGUGUCCAAAAUGCUCGUGAGGCUUGUACAUGGUUGGGAUACACUUACCUCUACAUCAGAAUGCUGCGCAACCCGACUCUGUACGGUGUAAGCGUCGAUGCGUUGAAGUCAGACACCACGUUAGAGGAGCGACGAGCUGAUCUCAUUCAUUCAGCCGCAUGCGUUCUCGACAAGAAUAAUCUCGUGAAGUACGAUCGGAAGGGUGGCUACUUUCAAGUCACUGACCUGGGACGUAUUGCUAGUUACUAUUACAUCACUCAUGGGACCAUGGCCACUUACAAUGAGCAUUUGAAGCCUACCAUGGGGGAUAUUGAACUCUGUAGAUUGUUCUCCCUUAGCGAAGAGUUCAAGUUUGUGUCAGUCAGAGAAGAGGAGAAGAUGGAGCUCGCGAAAUUGCUGGAUCGGGUGCCGAUCCCUGUGAAGGAAAGCCUAGAGGAGCCUAGUGCCAAAAUCAACGUUCUGUUGCAGGCUUAUAUCUCACAACUAAAGCUCGAAGGAUUGUCCUUGACAUCGGACAUGGUGUUCAUUACCCAGAGCGCUGGUCGUUUGAUGCGCGCACUAUUCGAGAUUGUGCUGAAGCGUGGGUGGGCACAGCUGGCCGAGAAAGCGUUGUCCUUGUGCAAAAUGGUUCAGCGUCAGAUGUGGAGCAGUCAGACGCCCUUGCGUCAGUUCAAGGGCAUACCAAAUGACAUCUUGAGCAAGGUUGAGAAGAAGGACCUGGCGUGGGACCGCUACUAUGAUCUUUCUUCGCAGGAAAUUGGAGAACUCAUAAGAUUUCCCAAGAUGGGAAAGACCAUACACAAGUUCAUUCAUCAGUUUCCAAAGCUUGAGCUGGCAGCUCACGUGCAACCUAUCACCCGUUCUAUUUUAAAAGUUGACCUUACAAUCACUCCAGACUUCCAGUGGGAUGAGAAAAUUCACGGCUAUGUGGAGCCAUUUUGGAUCAUAGUAGAGGAUAACGAUGGAGAAAACGUACUCCACCACGAGUACUUCUUGCUCAAGAUGCAGUAUGUGGAAGAGGACCACAACUUGAACUUUACCGUUCCCAUCUACGAGCCGCUGCCUCCACAGUAUUUCAUCAGAGUAGUUUCUGACAAGUGGCUUGGCGCUGAAACUGUGCUGCCUGUCUCGUUUCGGCACUUGAUAUUGCCAGAGAAAUACCCACCACCUACUGAGCUUCUUGACCUUCAGCCUCUGCCAGUGUCUGCUCUGCGAAACCCUUCGUAUGAAGCCCUCUACCAACAGUUUAGACACUUCAACCCGAUACAGACGCAGGUUUUCACGGUCUUAUACAAUACCGAUGACAAUGUUCUUGUAGCAGCUCCUACGGGAAGUGGUAAGACUAUUUGUGCUGAGUUCGCUGUUCUUCGAAUGCUACAGAAAGGAGGAGAGAAUGGCACUAGUCGCUGCGUGUACAUUGCUCCUGUGGAGGCUCUGGCUAAAGAAAGGUACAGAGACUGGGAAGGCAAAUUUGGGAAGGGCCUUGGAGUCCGAGUUGUAGAGCUUACUGGUGAAACAGCUACCGAUAUGAAGCUUUUGGAGAAAGGACAGAUCAUCAUCAGUACACCGGAAAGAUGGGAUGUCCUCUCCCGACGGUGGAAGCAAAGGAAGCAUGUACAACAAGUCAGUCUUUUUUUGGUGGACGAACUUCACCUGAUUGGAGGUGAAGGAGGUCCUGUCCUAGAGGUGAUUGUUUCUAGGAUGCGCUACAUUGGAAGUCAGCCGGACAGUCAGAUUCGUAUUGUGGCUUUGUCUACGUCUUUAGCUAAUGCGAAGGACCUUGGGGAGUGGAUAGGCGCCAGCUCACACGGACUGUUCAACUUUCCUCCCGGGGUGCGACCAGUACCUCUUGAAAUACAUAUUCAAGGUGUGGACAUUGCAAAUUUCGAAGCUCGUAUGCAGGCAAUGACCAAGCCUACUUACACCGCAAUUGUCCAGCACGCAAAAGGUGGAAAGCCCGCUUUGAUAUUCGUGCCCACGCGGAAGCAUGCUCGGCUCACUGCUUUGGAUCUGGUUACUUACUCAACAGCAGAUGGUGGAGAACGACCUCAGUUCUUGGAGUGCACUGAAGACGACUUGGCUCCAUUCCUGGCCAAAGUCAAAGACGAUGCAUUGAAACACGCUCUGAGUAAUGGUGUCGGUUAUCUACACGAGGGUUUGAGUCUCAUGGAACAGGAGGUCACAGCUGAGCUCUUUAAAGCUGGUGCUAUCCAGGUGGUUGUUGCCAGCAGCAGUAUGUGUUGGGGUAUGACAUCUUCAGCACAUUUGGUAGUGGUGAUGGGUACGCAGUAUUUUGAUGGGCGUGAGAACGCUCACACAGAUUAUCCAAUUACAGACCUUUUGCAGAUGAUGGGUCGGGCCAGUAGGCCACUGCUCGAUACAUCGGGAAAAUGUGUGAUUCUUUGCCACGCACCAAGGAAGGAAUAUUACAAGAAGUUCUUGUACGAACCUUUUCCGGUCGAAAGUCAUUUGGAUCAUUACCUACAUGACCACCUGAAUGCGGAAGUAGUGGUACGGACCAUCGAGAACAAGCAAGACGCAGUGGACUACUUGACCUGGACCUUCAUGUAUAGAAGGUUAACUCAGAAUCCAAACUACUACAACCUACAGGGAGUGAGUCAUCGUCACCUUUCAGAUCAUCUCUCAGAGCUCGUGGAGGUGACAAUUUCUGAGCUGGAGUCUAGCAAGUGUGUGAUGAUCGAAGAUGAUAUGGACCUUUCCCCUCUGAAUCUGGGUAUGAUUGCUGCAUACUAUUACAUCAAUUAUACGACGAUAGAGCUUUUCAGCUCUUCUUUGACAGCGAAGACCAAGAUGAAGGGUCUCUUAGAGAUCUUGGCUGCAGCAUCGGAGUAUUCACGGUUGCCUAUGCGACCAGGUGAGGACGAGAUGGUGCGCAAGCUCAUAAACCAUCAGAGGUUCUCAGUGGACAAACCCAAGUACGCAGAUCCUCAUGUUAAGGCAAAUGCUCUUUUGCAAGCCCAUUUCUCGAGACACACGGUGUCCGGCAACCUAGCUCUGGAUCAACGAGACGUUUUGGUCGACGCCAGUCGCUUGCUACAAGCUAUGGUGGACGUGAUAUCCAGCAGUGGAUGGCUAAAUCCUGCCCUCGCGUCGAUGGAGCUCAGCCAGAUGGUUACGCAGGGUCUCUGGGAGCGGGAUUCCGUUUUACUGCAGUUGCCUCAUUUUACCAAGGAAUUAGCAAAGAGGUGUCAGGAUAACCCUGGGAAGCCUAUUGAAACUGUCUUCGACCUUGUUGAAAUGGAGGAUUCAGAGAGGAGGGAGCUUCUGCAGAUGACCAGCGCACAGUUGCUGGAUAUCGCCAGAGUUUGCAAUCGAUUUCCGAACAUUGACCUUGGAUAUGAUGUACUGGACAAGGAGGACAUCUCCACGGGAGAAACGGUGACCUUGCAAGUCACUCUCGAGAGGGAACUGGAGGCACGGCAGGAGCUUGGGCCUGUGGAUGCACCGAGGUUUCCUAAGCCCAAGGAGGAGGGUUGGUGGCUGGUGGUUGGAGAGCCGAAGAACAAUCAACUUCUAGCUAUCAAGCGAGUUUCCUUACAGCGGAAAGCCCGAGUGAAGCUUGACUUCACAACUCCGUCUGAACCUGGGAAGAAAACGUACACCUUGUACUUCAUGUGCGAUGCCUACCUUGGUUGUGAUCAGGAGUACGAGUUCACGAUAGAUGUCAAGGAAGGCGUGGAUGACGAGGAUGAGGGGAAACCUAUGGAGCAGUAGCUUGAACUUACUUCAGGAAUGCGAAUUCUGGUGUGGGUAUUCCAGUUUUUAAUGGCGAUGUAGAUAAAUACCCACGUGUAUUACACAUCUGUAUCGUUCACCUGCCUUUUUUUCCAGGUGCUUUGUAACAUAGUUGCUGAGAUGCUGUGAUUCGUGUAUGUAUCUGUUCUAUGUGAGACAUGCAAAAUAUUCCUAAUGA